AUGUUUGCCAAAACUUCCAUCCUACUCGAAUUCAUCCAUCUCUUCGUACCGGGCCGAACCCGGAACAAAUUCUUCUGGAUCUGCUGGGCAAUGAUUGUCGCCAACUGCCUGUUCUACCUGGCCUCCAUCGUCGCCGUCCAGUUCUACUGCACUCCGGUAGAGAAGAACUGGCACAGAUGGGUGCCCGGCACGUGCCGUGAUCGAAGCACCAUCGACAUAACUCCGACCGUCUUCAACUUAGUCUUUGACCUUCUCAUCUUGCUUCUCCCACAGCGAGUCAUUUGGACAUUGCAGAUGAACAACCGCCGUAAGCUGGGCGUGUCAAUCGUCUUCUCUGUCGGCCUCUUAGGUUGUAUUUGCGCUGGCGGUCGAAUUGCCUAUACGGUACACCUUCACUACAAGACCAACGUCGCAUACGACAGUGGUCCCAUUUACCUUUGGAGUAUCGCCGAAUGCACUUGCGCCAUCCUUGUCUUUUGCGCCCCUGCCUUGCCCAAGGCUUUUCGCUCGACCAAGGAAGGGACCUCGACCAUGAGCAACGGCGGUCGCCCCAGCUUCGGACAAGUCACCAACACCGUGCAAUCCAAUAAAUCGUACUACAAGAUGGCCGAUGGUAAGCACAGACAGGACAUUGCCCUCUCCGAAAUUCAAUUUGCAGCGCCAGAACGUGCGUCCGCCUAG
Hirsutella rhossiliensis is the source of this 681-nucleotide messenger RNA. RefSeq lists its product as uncharacterized. The record is from RefSeq and is a predicted model, not a curated record. The transcript has 2 exons. Bases 1 to 681 code for a protein of 226 amino acids. NCBI's taxonomy places the organism in Eukaryota, Fungi, Ascomycota, Sordariomycetes, Hypocreales, Ophiocordycipitaceae.